CUUCCGCCAUGCUUAUACACUGAAUACACUGAUCUGAGAGCAGCUUUAAACUUUCACUCUGAAACCUUAAAACCUUUUCUCCAGUUGACCAAAGAGGUGAAGAACAUUUAUACUUUUCUCACUGCAGCUUUUUUUUUUGCAAAAGAGUUCAUUCAUUUAGAGUAAUCUGUACACAUUGGUCUGUUUUAAGUCUGUGUAAUGCUUUCUCAAAUCCCCCUGUUCCCUACUAAUGUAAACAAAAAGUGCAAAGCUUUCAAUAUAGAGCCGCUGUUGCUGUGGAAACCUGGAUAGUGUAGAUUUGUAUGUAAGAGAAAAAUAUCGGCGAGAAUCAAGGGGAAGGUGUACAAGACAGUGGUGAGACCGGCCAUGCUGUAUGGUUUAGAGGCAGGGUCACUGAGGAAGAGACAGGAGUCAGAGCUGGAGGUAGCAGAGCUGAAGAUGUUGAGGUUCUCUUUGGGAGUGACACGGUUGGACAGGAUUAGGAACGAGACAGCUCAUGUUGGACGUUUGGGGGGCAAAGUCAGGGAGGCCAGAUUAAGAUGGUUUGGACAUGUCCAGAGGAGGGAGAGUGAGUAUACUGGUAGGAGAAUGUUGGACAUGGAGCUGCCAGGCAGGAGGAAAAGAGGAAGGCCAAAAAAGAGGUAUAUGGAUGUAAUAAAUGAGGAUAUGAAGUUAGUGGGUGCAAGUGUUGAGGAUGCAGAAGAUAGGGACAGGUGGAAGAGGCGAUUCGCUGUGGCCACCCCUGAAGGGGAAAAGCCGAAAGAAGAAGAAGCAUGUAAGAGCUGCUGCUGUGAUCGUCAUGACUGUUCCAUGUCCCAGGACUCCAUUUCGAGUCCCCUCUGCUGGUUUUCUCAUCAUUAGAUUUGAUUUCUGUAAAGCUGCUUUAUGAAAAGUAUUUACUGUAAGUGAAUACAGUGGAUUGUGAGUACUUUCUUUAGUGUGUCUCAGUGCGUCGACAUGUCUGGAGGCGAGUGUCUGUUCCGCUGCGAGGACCCGGCAGUCUGGAGAGGCAUUUAUGCAAAAUACUGGGCUGUUGUGGAGGCAAAGGCUGCUGGGAAGCAGAAGAGUUCAGGGAAACUGCUGGAAUUAGAGAAAUGGUAUCAGGAGCAGCUCCCAGCAGCCAUUUUAGCUCGCACAGAGCGUACUUUGACGCAGCCCGAACUGGUCAAACUCAUGGAGUGGAAAUUAACCAGAGGGAAGUUCCGUCCCCGGCUCAAGCAGCUGAUUGGCUCCAACAGUGAAGAAGCGGUGCUUUGCUGCACCAAGAAGGCGUUCGCUCUCCUUCCGGACGUCCAAUCAGCAAUCACGGAACUGAGCACGCUCAAAGGGCUCGGACCUGCUACAGCGUCAGCUGUAUUAGCAGCAGGAGCUCCCGGAGAAGUCGCCUUCAUGGCCGACGAGGUCGUAGAGAGCAUUGCCGAGCUGAGACCGGUUCAAUACACGGCUAAGCAUUUCUCUCUCUUUUUGGAGAAAAUACUGCACAAAACACAUCAGCUCAACAAAGACAGUCAACAGGAUUGGACCCCUCAUAAGGUGGAGCUGUCCUUAUGGGCGUGGGAAAUAGCCAAUCAGAUUCAGCCCUCUCUUCUGGAAGAGUUUUCCCUGAGCGACAGCACCAACAGAGAGACCAAAGAGGAGGAGACUAGAGAGCAACCGUCUAAGAGACGCAAGACGGAAUAGCAUACAGUUGUGCGUUGCAGAAUUGACGUGCAGUGGUUUGAAGCCCAGUGUGUUGAAGGAGACAAGACGAUGGACUGUGACAUUUCCAAACCCGAAUAGUUCAAUUCUAAAUCUGUUGAAAAUCAAAAGGAAGCACUAAAUCUAAUCAGCGACAUUAUCAAAAUCUAGGACGGUGAAAACAUUUCAACAAAACCAUGAUGAAAAAAUGGAAACUUGCUUUGAUGCAAGAAAUUCAUUAUGUCAAAUGUCCUUGUUUACGCAAAUGAGAUAUGACUUCAGGCUCCUUCUGUCUGUAUUAGAAAUUGAAAAAUUCUAAUAUAUAUAGUAUAUCUUAGUAAAUUUGGUGAAUCAGGAUUAAUAACUGUCUUUAUUAAAUAUAGCUGAGUUUGAUAUGAAUUUAUACAAUUACUGAUAUUGUCUAUAAAUAAAAUGAUAGUUAUAUGAAUAGUAUAAAUAUAUGUAUCAGCAUAUUCCAUGUUAUUGGGUUUGUCAAAUAAUAACCCAGCAUCAAGAGUACACCAAAGUUAACUGUACAUUUAUACAUAGCUUACAUUUUCUAUAUAUCAUAAGAAUACGUUAGAAGGAUGGCGUUUAGAAAGAAACAAAAGAGGGCCUAAUAUAGAAACUUGUGGGACACUUUGUUGCCCUUUCUCUGGCUCAGAAUCAUCUGACCAAGCUUAGAAAGUAUGUGUAGAUUCGUUCUUCCACUAUAUGAUCAGGAUGUCAUGUUUUGUAAUAAAUGAUUAUUUUUGA
Messenger RNA from Hemibagrus wyckioides, 2433 nucleotides. RefSeq lists its product as uncharacterized. The coding region runs from base 958 to 1680 and encodes 240 amino acids. The record is from RefSeq and is a predicted model, not a curated record. Lineage: Eukaryota; Metazoa; Chordata; Actinopteri; Siluriformes; Bagridae. The transcript is spliced from 5 exons.